GGAAUGUGAUGUGUCCCUGUGUCCCCAGGGAAUGUGAUGUCUGGCUCUCCCUCGGGGGUUUCCACGAGCGCGGCCCCGACUGGGACACGACCGGACGGAUCUACAACUGCCACAUCCUGCUGGACAACUCCGGCUCCCUGGUUGCCUCCUACAGGAAGCUCCACCUGUUUGACGUGGAUCUGCCGGGCCGGGUGUCCCUGCGCGAGAGCGGCUUCACCAACCCCGGCCCCGCCAUCGUGCCCCCCGUGGACACCCCCGUGGGCAAGCUGGGCCUGGCGGU
Corapipo altera (White-ruffed manakin) is the source of this 280-nucleotide messenger RNA. Its product is annotated as deaminated glutathione amidase-like. The record is from RefSeq and is a predicted model, not a curated record. NCBI's taxonomy places the organism in Eukaryota, Metazoa, Chordata, Aves, Passeriformes, Pipridae. The transcript is spliced from 3 exons. The annotation marks the transcript as partial.